AUGAACCUGUCUGCGGCCUUCACCUUUUUGGCUCUGGUGGUAACCAGAGUAUAUUCCAUUCCUGCAUUUCCUGGUGCAGAAGGAUUUGGCGCUCAAGCGACCGGUGGCCGAGGAGGUAGCGUCUACGUCGUAACGAACUUAAACGAUUCUGGUAAAGGCAGCCUCCGUGAUGCCGUAUCAGAAUCGAAUCGAAUUGUCGUGUUCGCGGUGGGUGGCCUCAUCACAAUCGAUGACCGUAUCGUUGUUUCCAGUCACGUCACUAUUGCUGGACAGACAGCACCUGGAGAAGGUAUUACGGUAUACGGAAAUGGCGUUAGCUACUCAUCGGCAUCAAACACAAUAACCCGGUACAUCCGAUUUCGCAUGGGCACUUCGGGCGACUCCGGCAAAGACGCCAUAACCAUAGCCAACGGCGAAAACAUGAUUUUCGAUCACGUUAGUGUCUCUUGGGGCCGAGACGAAACGUUCUCUAUCAACGGCGACGUAACCAACGUCACGAUUUCCGACAGUAUCAUCGCGCAAGGCCUGGAGACACAUUCCUGCGGCGGUCUGAUUCAAACAGAUGGAGGUGUCAGUAUUCUCCGCUCGCUGUACAUUGACAAUCAGACGCGGAACCCCAAAGUGAAGGGCGUCAAUGACUUUGUCAACAACGUCGUGUACAAUUGGGGUGGCGGUGGCGGCUACAUUGCUGGAGACUCGGCCGGUCAAUCAUACGCGAAUAUCAUCGGAAAUGUUUUUAUCAGUGGACCAUCAACAUCUGUGCAUCCUUUCACUCGCGGUAACGAGAACUUCCACGCGUAUGUGUCUGACAACUAUUACGACCCCGACCAGGAUGGCACUUCGAACGGCUGGGUUCUGUCAGCGACCACUGACAACUAUUCCGACAUCGACUUCCAAACAUCCCGGUACAACUAUCCGACUGUCGUUACCCUGCUCAGUUCUUCUCAGGUUCUGGCUUCUGUCAGAGCCUCCGUUGGCGCAAGCAAAGUUAGAGAUCGCGUUGAUACAUACCUAAUUGAGACGGAACUUGCGUCAUUAGGCACCAAGGGUGCGCUGAUAUCAGACCCAACAGCCUCACCGAUCAAUGGCCCGGGGCCUAUUGACGGAGGAACAGCGCUGACGGAUUCAGAUGGCGAUGGUAUUCCGGAUGUUUAUGAGUCUGCUCUUGGUACAAACCCAAAUGUCGCAGACUCUGCGACCAUCGCAUCCAACGGUUAUGCCAAUGUCGAGAACUACUUUAACUCUUUGGUGUAA
Molecule: messenger RNA, 1254 nt
Organism: Desarmillaria tabescens
Lineage: Eukaryota; Fungi; Basidiomycota; Agaricomycetes; Agaricales; Physalacriaceae
Product: pectin lyase-like protein
Exons: 12
Coding region: 1-1254 (417 amino acids)
Source: RefSeq, a predicted model, not a curated record